Molecule: messenger RNA, 213 nt
Organism: Colletotrichum costaricense
Lineage: Eukaryota; Fungi; Ascomycota; Sordariomycetes; Glomerellales; Glomerellaceae
Exons: 2
Coding region: 1-213 (70 amino acids)
Source: RefSeq, a predicted model, not a curated record
AUGUCUACAACGUCUGAUGCCAAGCCACCAGGAAACAUGUUGGAUCAGAACCCCACUGCCAAGACCUUUGCAGCUUUCAAUGUGGAGCCUAGGAAUUUGAUCAUGGGAAAGAGCACCUAUCCCCCGCACAUUAUCGUCAGCCUCACGAUUUGUAUCGAUGCCGGGCCGAAGGAGCGCAUGUUCAAGGCCGAGGAUGAAUCUUCACCACGUUGA